AUGGUCACAAAGAUUGAGAUCGACCCUUCGACAGGGCAUUAUCCAUCCCCAUACAGCUUGUUUCCUCUCGGACCAGUACUCAAGGGUGGUCUUAUGGCGCCGGGUCUUCUCGGAUUACUCUCUGUUAUCACCACACUCGGUCUGCUGGCCUUCAUCGUGUAUCGAUUCUCAACAUGGCGGCGGUAUUACAGGACGUAUGUCGGAUACAAUCAAUAUGUCGUAUUGUGUAUGAAUCUGUUGAUCGCUGAUUUCAUACAAGCCGUAUCUUUUCUCUUCUCCUUCCACUGGAUCAGGAAGAAUGGCAUCUUUGCACCUUCUUCGGCUUGCUUUGCCCAAGGCUUCCUCCUCAACAUCGGCGACUUGACCUCUGGAUUCUUCGUCAUGGCUAUCGCCUUUCAUACUUUCUACACCGCGGUCAAGGGCCGUCGCAUCGGUCAUGUCCAAUUUAUCGUAUCUGUGGUCUCGGUCUGGACAUUCGCACUCAUACUCAGCAUCAUCGGCCCCAUCGAAUACAAAGACAAAUAUUUUGUGCGUGCUGGCGCUUGGUGCUGGGCUGGAGAGCAAUACCAAACCGAUCGUCUUGCACUGCACUAUCUCUGGAUUUUCAUCGUUCAGUUCGGCACAAUCAUCAUUUAUGUGUUUGUGCUGAUUCGACUGCGAGCAGCUGUGGCUGCUGUGGUUCCCUCCGUCAGAGUCCAGUCAAGCAGCUAUGCCAAAGUCGACCGCGCGGCAAAAUUGAUGGUGCUGUAUCCUUUGGCUUACAUUGUUCUUACACUCCCACUUUCUGCAGGCAGGAUGUGGAGUAUGGCACACCACGAAAAGAGUCUUCCGGAUGAGUACCAAUGCGUCGCUGGCGCUUUACUCGCUAGUUGCGGUUGGGUAGACGCUUUACUGUAUACACUCACACGCAAAGCCCUCAUCAACGGCGGCGACUCCAACCGCCGCACACGCUCCAACAACCCCGCAAAAUCCAGCAAAGAAGACGCAGCAUCAAGCAUGGACAUGCACGGCUCCAUCCUCCAAACGCGCACCAUCACCGUCAGUGCAGGACAAGUAUACGCCCUGGACACCAUCAUCGACGAAGACGAACACCCCCAACGAGGCCGCUCCCAAAACAAACACCAUAACUACAAAAAAAGCUUUGUGGACAGACAUGGCCAGCAUUCUCCUACAGGCAGUUUGGAUCCUAUCAUCACUGGCCAUCAUUUGGGUGUGGGGAGUGAUAAGGUGGGUUCAGAGGUGCAGGUUACGAGUCGUGCUGUUCAAGACGCUGAGAGUGAGGAU
Molecule: messenger RNA, 1284 nt
Organism: Aureobasidium musti
Lineage: Eukaryota; Fungi; Ascomycota; Dothideomycetes; Dothideales; Saccotheciaceae
Source: the annotation of a GenBank genome assembly